UCUUUGAUAUCAUCACUGAUUAGCAUUAUCACGGAAAAAAAUUGUUUCUUUUUUUUGUUAUUUUUCUAAAGUUCAUAAUCGUUUGUUUAACUGGCCAUUUAUUUAUUUUUCUUUUAAAUAUGGAAAGUCUAAGCAAAGCAUUGCGAAUUUCAUUGAUUCAAUUGAAAAUUGGUAAAUCAAAACUGGAGAAUAUUGCACAUGCAUGUAACAGUAUUCGCAAAACGGUCGAAAAAGAUAAACCAACAGUCGUUGCAUUGCCCGAAUGCUUCAAUUCACCGUAUGGAACAUCAUUUUUUAACGAGUAUGCCGAAAACAUUCCCGACGGUGAUACGUGCAAGGCUUUAUCAAACGUUGCAAAAGAGUUAAGUGUAUAUCUCAUUGGCGGCACUAUCCCUGAACGUGAUAAUAGCGAUAAUAAACUUUAUAACACUUGCACCGUUUGGUCUCCAUCGGGUGAUUUAAUUGCAAAAUAUCGUAAAAUCCAUUUAUUCGACAUCGAUGUUAAAGGUGGCAUUCGCUUUAAGGAAUCGGAAACAUUGUCGGCCGGUAAUAAGCUGGCUUAUCUUAAUUUAAAUGGCUUUAAAAUUGGAAUCGGUAUUUGUUAUGACAUUCGCUUCGAAGAAUUGGCCCGUAUUUAUCGCAACAAUGGCUGUCAUAUGCUGCUCUAUCCGGCUGCUUUCAAUAUGACCACAGGCCCAUUACACUGGGAACUAUUGCAACGAGCUCGUGCCAAUGAUUUACAACUAUUUGUGGCAACUGUUUCGCCAGCUAGAGACACCACAUCGAAUUAUGUGGCUUGGGGUCAUUCAACAAUCGUCGAUCCAUGGGGGAAAAUUGUUAAAUCAGCACAAGAUGGUGAAGAGACAAUUGUUGCCGAUCUUGAUACAAGUCUGGUACAGAAAGUCAGAGAACAAAUUCCUGUAUCGAAUCAACGUCGCUUGGAUUUAUACGAUACUUUAUCAAGAUUUUAAUUAAAACACAAACGUUUUUAUUGUACACGUGCGUGUGAUAAUCUUUUGGAUUUUUUUUAAUUAAAAAAUGUUUUGUUAUAAUAUUUA
Messenger RNA from Contarinia nasturtii (swede midge), 1058 nucleotides. Its product is annotated as omega-amidase NIT2. The transcript is spliced from 6 exons. NCBI's taxonomy places the organism in Eukaryota, Metazoa, Arthropoda, Insecta, Diptera, Cecidomyiidae. Bases 120 to 971 code for a protein of 283 amino acids. Gene Ontology annotation, biological process: oxaloacetate metabolic process; L-glutamine metabolic process. Gene Ontology annotation, molecular function: omega-amidase activity. The record is from RefSeq and is a predicted model, not a curated record. Gene Ontology annotation, cellular component: mitochondrion.